ACUAUCUAAAUUUAUCCAAAAUGUGGUAAUAUGAUAUAAGCUAUUCAUCAUAUUUCUUCACCUACGCAAAAGAAUUUGGCCAUGGGAUCAUCAGAAUCUUCUCUCUCAAGUUCACAGAAAGGGGAAGAUGGAAUCACCAUUGUCUCCGAGCGAUUUGAAACCAUGGAUCCAGUGCUAGAGAAGCUUAAAUCCCUUAGAACUACGACUCCAAUAUUGAUGCCUAAACUAACCAAGAGUGACUUGACAAAUGUUUUGGUCAAGAAACCCCCAUCUUCAUCUGAUACAGGUAUCGUGGAUCCCAAAGUGAUACUGGAUUUGUUCUCAACAUACCAAGAGUGGCAAGAACAGCAGGCUCACAACAUUAACAAAAGACAGGAAGCGCUAGAAGACAAAAUAAAAGCUAUAGAUGCUUUGGCUAUAAAACUUCUUAAAAAAUAUAAAUCCUCUGCCUCGGCAGUGAAGACAACUUCAAGGCACCUAUCUGGAGUUGAUCAGUUGCAGGUGGAAGUCGGGGAGCUAAAGGGGAGGCUGACUGAAGUGGUCAAUAAUUGUGAUAGUAUAUGCAAGAGAAUUGCAGUGGAGGGCCCAGAAUCGCUUCAUUCAUCGGUCAAGCCAUUUACUAGCUUGUCCUCGGUGUCAAAGAAUCCACCACUACCUUGAUGGAAUGUAGCUUGUUCUCAAGUUAGCUUCCGAUUCACCUCUAACCAUCGAAUGAAAUUUGAAUAAUCUAUCCUCUUCUCUUUGUAUUAUAUAUAAAGGGUAGUUUGGUAUUUUAUAUUUUGUUGUUUUGUA
Molecule: messenger RNA, 792 nt
Organism: Cynara cardunculus var. scolymus (artichoke)
Lineage: Eukaryota; Viridiplantae; Streptophyta; Magnoliopsida; Asterales; Asteraceae
Exons: 6
Coding region: 82-660 (192 amino acids)
Source: RefSeq, a predicted model, not a curated record